AUGUUUCUUUUUUUGACUCUCCUUUGUUUAGCUUCUGGAAAAAGUGAAAGAGGAGAAACUCAAGAUGAAGAAGAAUCUUCAACGAUUCAGCAUAAAACAAAUUUAUAUCCGAUUGUUGAAGCACUUAAUGAUACUGAAUUAAGAGAAAGUAUUAAACGAAUUCAAUUGAUUGUUAUUGCUUCACUUAAUGAUAAACAAGCAAAUUUAGAUGGUAAGUCUUACGAGGGAACCUCUCGAGGUGAUUAA
This is a messenger RNA of Didymodactylos carnosus, 246 nucleotides long. The record is from the annotation of a GenBank genome assembly. Lineage: Eukaryota; Metazoa; Rotifera; Eurotatoria; Philodinida; Philodinidae.